Cucurbita moschata (crookneck pumpkin) is the source of this 942-nucleotide messenger RNA. RefSeq lists its product as uncharacterized. The record is from RefSeq and is a predicted model, not a curated record. The transcript is spliced from 3 exons. The coding region runs from base 51 to 695 and encodes 214 amino acids. Lineage: Eukaryota; Viridiplantae; Streptophyta; Magnoliopsida; Cucurbitales; Cucurbitaceae.
UUUUUAUCAGACUCGCAACCGUCGCCUGUGCCAUUUCUCAGAAAGAAACCAUGAGAAUUUGCUUCUCACCUUCAUCGCUUCUACCAGUCUUCUUUCUGAUCGUCCUCACCGCCGGCAUUUUCAAGGAUGCCGGAUUCAAUCGUUUCGCCGAAGGUGGACAGCGGAGAAUCCACAUUACAGAUGAUCUCGAUGACGUGGUUGACGAUGAAGAGGACGAAUCUUGGAAGGAAUGGGGCAAGAAAAAGUCUGCCUCUAGCGAUUUCGACCUCCCGCCGCCUGAUUUAUCGAAGAUGGAGCUUCCGGAGAUCCAGGCUGAGAUGAUGAAGCGGCAAUCUGGUCCAACUAUGGGAUUUGUGAAGCUUCGGCUCGGCGUUCGUCGGACUCCGGAGAUGGUGGGUACGAUUGCAAUGCAAUGGACGAGAAUUCUGAAAACUGGAUCAAUCGAGGCAAAAUUUAUGGCGGUAGACCUCAGUACACUCAUGUUCACAGUGGACAGAGGACAAGAUUUGGAUGAGUUGAAGGAGUUUGUGUUUAGCCAUCCCGAAUCGUACGAGAUCAAAAUUGGGGAGCAAGCAUUUCGAAGACCUGGAGAUCCUCCUGUUGAGGAAGUCAUUGAGAUGCUCCAAAAGGAUAAGAACAAAGCUGAUGACACCAAUCCUUCAGAAGAUACCGAGCCAUUGCAUCAAGAAUUAUAGAACCAAUAUGGUAUCAAUCUCCAACCUUCAAACUGGGAUUUUUGGAUUUCUUAAUCUGUUUAGCUUUUCAAUCUUGUUGUAGCAAUUGAAUGGAAAUUACUGCAAAAAUAAGUUCUUGCCCCUUAUUACAUGGGAAUUAUUGUCCAUAGACCCCUGGGGACUCUAGGAUUUUGCUCUCCAGUCCCUGUAUUUGGGCUUCUUUUUUCGUUCGGGUAUUUGAUUUUUAAAUAUUAUUUUGGUCCGUGUA